Molecule: messenger RNA, 6015 nt
Organism: Octopus sinensis (East Asian common octopus)
Lineage: Eukaryota; Metazoa; Mollusca; Cephalopoda; Octopoda; Octopodidae
Product: breast cancer type 1 susceptibility protein homolog
Exons: 20
Coding region: 352-5916 (1854 amino acids)
Biological process (GO): negative regulation of fatty acid biosynthetic process; positive regulation of transcription by RNA polymerase II; double-strand break repair via homologous recombination
Cellular component (GO): plasma membrane; BRCA1-A complex; nucleus
Molecular function (GO): zinc ion binding; ubiquitin-protein transferase activity; DNA binding
Source: RefSeq, a predicted model, not a curated record
GGUAGAGACACGAUAUAAAACUGGAAAGACGCAUCUGUAUGUAGGUCGCGUCUUGUUACGCCGACAGGCUACGUGAAUAUUUUAAGACUGCUGCAAUUCAGGUGAAACGAAACUAGGCAAGAAUGAUCAAGGGAGGCUACUCUCAUCACACGCAAGAGUUACAUAAUUCGGCGGGAAUUACAAUGUUUUGUAGUUUGAAAAGUUUCUUAUUUCAAAGAACUCGAAGAUUCUAUGUAGACAAUAUUAUUAUAGAUUUAAUUUGAAAAUAACUUAAUUUGAUUUAGUUUCUAGCUGCUCUAAGAAAAAAAAAAUUGAAACUUCUUUGCGACAUUCACAUUUUACCCUUCCGCAAUGAGCCAGCAAAAGAUUCAGAAAAUUCUAAACAGUAUGAAGAAGAAUAUGGACUGUCCAAUUUGUUUGGAUUUAAUGACCAACCCAGUUUCUACAACAUGUAAUCAUCACUUCUGCAAAUUUUGCAUCAAUGAAUUUAUUCACAAGAAAAGAAAAGUACCUUGUCCAAUGUGUAAUGUUGCUUUAACAAAGAGAAGUUUUCAAGAAAAUGGUAAACUGAAAAACAUCAUUGAGAAACUGAAGAAUCUGAUGUCUGCUGUGGCAAAAGAUACACAUACACUUACAAAAUGCAGAGAAGACACAUCAUUACCAAAUCGUUCUUUAGUUGUUAAGAAAGGAAUCAAACGCAAAGUACAUUUUAAUCACAAAUCAGAGGUGCGAGAUGUUACAAAAAUAGAAAAUACACAGUUGAAUGGUGAAAAAUUAGCUAAAGUAAAAGGUCAUGAAUUAUAUAAGAGUCUGAAAAAUUACAGUAGAGAAAAUGAUAUUCAUAAAAAUAGAAAGAGAAUACUUGAGUGGCUUCAACAGCUUCCUCUUUUUUUUAAUGAUUGGAAUGAAGAUAACUUUGCAGUAGAAAAUAGUAACUGUAAGGAGUUUCAACCAGCUGACAAUAAUAUGAAGAGGAUGCCAACACAGUGUAUUUCUAAUUUUCCUCUAAAAGAAAAUGUUUGUGCUCAUUAUGAUCUCAUUUCUGUAUCAGAGCCUUAUUCAAUUCAUUCUGAAGUUGUCAACAGUGACUGCAUUUACUCAAAAAAAUGCUUGAGGAAAGAACAAAAUACUUUUCUUUCUGCAACAGCAUCAAAGUCCAUACGCGAUGUUACCAAAAGAACAUUGAAUCCAAAAAAACAAUCAACUUCUUAUGAAAGACUUCAACAGCAAAUAUUAAAAAGUAUUGAAAAAUUUAAAAAGUUCAGAGCAAAAAGAGAAAGAAAUGUUUCCUCAAGUGUAAACAUAACUCCAAAGAAUUAUGUUAUUGACUUAACUUCUCUUAAGUCAGUCCCUCUUCAGCAUGCAUACACUACUGAUGCAUUUAGUAAAAAAAGAAAAAGCAACAAAAUACUUGGAACUGAAAAAUUCUUAAUGAAUUUGAGUGAGGAUAAAAGUAAAAAUCAGGAGAAUAAAUCCAAAGUUUGGGAAGAUUCAAAACUGCCAUACAUUGAGAGUAUACAAACAACAAGCAAGCAGAAUCUGUAUAAAAUGAAAAAGAAAGAUGAGAAAAAAGAUGGUACAGAUGGUCUCAAGAGCUGUUCAGGUAUUAAAGAAUGUGAACCUGCUGAUUUAGAAAUACAAUCUGAAGAUGUAAGUAAGCCUUCUAGUUUCUUACACGCAUCUGAUAGAAAGGAUUCUGGCUCUGAUUUAUCACCAUCAAAUAGAUUAGCUUCUGAAACAAGUUGUUGCUCUUCAAUAAAAAGUGCAUCUCAAUUCAAAGAUGAUUCUUUAAUGUCUUCUGCUGUUGAUAUGUUAAUUUCUGAUAAACUUGAUAAAGUAAAUGAUAGUACAUUUCAUAAGGAUACUGAUAAAUAUUCAAAACCACUUCAUAAUUCAAUGAAGGAAUUAACAGAAACAGGAAAUUCUUCAAUUGUUGAUGACUCAAUUUUACCUUGUAAUUUGUCAAAUUUAUCAGCAUCAAAUAAACAAAUAAGUACUGAAGAAGUUUACAAUGAUGCUGCCAAAGAAAUUAUUUCAUCUAAACAGGCUUUGAAGAUGCCAAACAAAACUAGUAAAUCACAGGCAGUAUCAAAUGAUAGCAAAUCUCCCUCAAAUUUCUUGUUAAUCCCAGAUUUUAAACUUGUGGAUUAUACUCUCACCCAGAGCUCAGUAAUGUCAGAAGACAAUAUAAAGCUUAAUUCUUGUAUUGGUCAACCUCAGAUUAAGGAAAGUAUUUCAUCCCAAGAUCUUGAAAGAAAUAAUGAAAAGCAGUUAAAUACUGGAAAAAAUAUAGAAGAUGAUUCUGUCUCUCUACCUUCAAAUCACUCUUUGUGUGUGCGAGAAACUUGUAAAGAAAAUGUUGGAGAUAUUAGUCAAAAUAUGCUUUUAGAAGGAACUUUUCACGAUAAAAUUAUCAGACAAUUCAAUUGUAAAUCAGAUGAAAAUCUGAAGAAUUCUAAUUCUCUUUCCACUGACUCUUCUCCAUUAUUCAGUAGUAACUCUAAAGUUGACAAUAAAGAAAUAUAUGAAAAUCCAGAGUCUUUGCAAGAUGUUGUUCUCAUGUAUGAUAAAGAAUUAACUCCUCCCCUCAUAAUGAACAGUUCUCAAGACAAGAAUUGUAAAAUCAUUGUAUCUGAGUUUGAUCCUGAAGCAAAAUCCACCAUUCCAAAAACUAUUUCAGAAAAAACAUCUGAUUUAGAAUCGCAAGGAUCCUUACCUUCAAUGCAACCUUGUAAAAUUGAAUCAAUUGAAUGUCAGCCGUCUUCAUGUAGUGAGAUUCCUUGUAGUGUAGAUGUUGAAAACAAUUAUGUAAAUAUAUUGCCAGAACUACAGAAACUGUAUCAGAAUGAAACACCUAAGGCUGAGAGAAAAGAAACACCAGAAGAAAAUGUUGUAUUUAAUAAUGAAUCAUGUUCAAAGAACCUACCUGUUCAAUCAAAAUACCAAAAGGAUAUACCUCAAAAGGAUCAAUCUACUACAACUCCUAAAACAAUGAUGUUUACUACUGACUGUUCUACAUUAGAUUCACAGAUUGUUAAACCAACUAGAGCAUCAAAAAGGAAAUGUUUUUCUCUUGAUGGAAGAAGCUUAAAAUCAGUUGUCUCUGAUAAAGUUUUCAGCUGUCAAUCUGAAAUAUAUAGCAGUUCAAAAAAAGAUAAUUUAGUUGAUUCUUUUAGGAGCAAAGCAAAAUCUAAAGGCAAUUGUAUAUUUUUAGGUAGUAGUAGUAGUCAGCCAGUUGAAGAAAAGGAAAAACAAAUACUAGAAAAUUUGUCUGACCAUGUCAUAUCUUUGCAAGGAAAGUCCUCACCUUUGAAGGUUCAAAAAUGUCCAAGGAAGAGAAGAAAAUCUAAUGAAGAAAACUAUUUUGAAAUAAAAUGUGAUGAUUUGAAAAAUUCGGCAUCCAUUGGCAAUCAGUCACAAGAAAGGGUUAUCCCCAAUGAAAUUACUGAAGAAAAGUCUGUUGACUCCUCAAAUGUUAGGGACAGUUACAAUGAUUCCUUAACACAAGCACCUUCGUGUGACAGAGAAUCAUUAGAAUUUCUAACUGAUAAAACAAUUUCACCAAUGCCACUUUCUCCUACACCUUCUAGUAUAACCACAGAUGUCGUAAGUGAGCCAAUUGUCACUAGUUGGACACACGGUGCAGUUCCUCUAGAUAGUGAUGGGAUGAAUAACUUAAAAAGGAACACUUCAACCGAAAGCAAAGAAAUACAAAUAUUUCAAGAUAUCGAUAUUGAAAACAGUAAUCCAUUGUUACCAGUUGAUAAUGGAAUUGAAAUUGAGCAGUCUGGAAGAAUACAGAAUUUUAGUUUAAAUUUAGAAAAUUCAAAUAGUGUUGCAAAUAUUUCUCAAGAGUCACAAGAACCAAAAGCUAAGCAAACUCUAAUCACGGUGAGAAAGGACUCUACAAAGAUUCAUUCAGAAAUGAGUCAAACAACAGCUAAUGAGCCAAAAGAAGGCAUAAGCACAAUAAAAUUUCAACAUAUAGAUACAUUAAAAACCUCACACAGCAUUGAAAUGGAAUCACAGGGAAAUCUGUCAGGAGUUCAAAAAGAAGGUGGUUUACAAGUUGAAACAAUUAAACAUGGAAAUACUGCUGUUGAUAUAUCAUCACAACUUGAUGUACCAAAUGAUGUAAAUCUUUCUUUCCAGAUGAAUGCAUCCCAAGAUCCUUGUGAUUCAAGUAAUACUACAGAAGUUACUAGACGUAUUAAAUUAUCAAAUGAAAAAACUGAAUUACAAAAAGAUACUAACAGCUUUGAUAACGAAAGAACACAAUCAUCAAAACAAGCUAAUGCAAAUAAAAUUUCCAGUACACAAGAGGAAUGCAUCUCUGAUUCUGAGAAAAUUGACGACCUAGACUUGUUUAGAAAAGAUAAAGAAAAAUUUGAGGGAAUUGACAAUGAGAUUGGAACUGAUAAAAGAAGUAAACGCUUGGUUAUAUCUGAAUCUGAAGCUGAACAAAGUGAUGAAGGAGAGUCCCUAAACACAUCUAAUAAAAAUACUCGAGGUUCAGAAAAUGUAGGAUCUCAGACUGAAAAAUACACCACACAGUUUUGUACCUACCUGGAAAAUGAUUUGGUUGAAAUGAAAAGACAAAUUGCAUUACUGGAAGCUAAAUUAGGUAUGGAUGACUCAACUAUUAAUGAAGAUACCGACUGUAGAGAUGAGUUAAAACUUACACCAUGUCCAGAAGCAGAGAUUCCAACGCCAGAUGGUAACUUGAUAAAAACCAUGGAUUGUGAUAAUAAAUACAUGAGACUGAGCAGUGAUGAAGAUGUCAUUCCAGAUUCUUUUCCAGAAGAACCUACAACUGACGUUGAAAAAUGUCUGACAUUUGAUGACAGUAAAAAGUCAGCAACAGAAGACAGUGAGGAAUUAUUUUUCUCUCCCUCAUUUCAAGGAUCUUCAUCUGCAGCUUGCUAUCCCAAGGUCCAGAAUAGAAAGAAAAGAAGCCAGCAUGAUAAUAGGAAUCGCUCGCGAAAUAAAGUUAAAUGCAAAAAAAAUGUACCCAUUAUUGAAAGUGAUGAAUCUGAUACUUCAGUUGUUUUAGCUGAUGAGGACGGAAAUGGUUCAGUUGACAAGGAAGAAGUCAUUCCAUCAGACAUUACUGGCAAACAAUUACCUGAGAACAAAUCCCAUAAACAUUUGAAUAAAAGUAAAAACAGUAUCAAAUGUGAACCUUCUCACAAUUCAUCAAAUCCAUUUAAGUCUUUUGUUAAUAUUGACUUUGAUCAGAAAGAAGAGGAAGUGCAGUUUGACAUGCAGUCAACUAACAGACUUAAGCAGAUAAAAUAUCUUGUUGCUACAGGCUUGUCAAAUGUUGAUGUGCAUAAACUCAAACAGUUUUGUGAUAAAGUUGGGUAUAAGUUUUCUUCGCAAUUUUCGUCAGAAGUAACGCAUGUUAUAGUAAAGACAGUAUCUCCACAGGUGCGUUACUGUGAUCGUACACUGAAAUAUUUUCAGGGAAUUGCCCAUAAAUGUUGGGUUGUAUCUUUCCAAUGGAUAGAGCAAUCUAUGAAGAGUGAGAUACCAUUAAAAGAGGCUAAUUUUGAAAUCACUGGUGAUACUGUUAAUGGUAAACAUCACAGAGGGCCAACACGAUCACGUCUAUCAAAUACAAAUCUUUUAACAUCCUAUCAAAUUUAUUUUACUGGGGAAACCUCUGAACUACCAUUAGAGGUCUUAGAAAAUUUGGUAAAAACUCUUGGUGGAAAAUUGGUGACUAAUUCUAACUGUUUUGAUCUGAAGUCUAAAAAAACUUGUUUAAUUAUAUCAUCUGGUAAUCAGGAGUCUCAUAAGUUAGCAAAAAAUGUUCAUAAAAAGAAAGGUGUGUUACUGUUAUCCCGCGAGUGGCUUUUAGACUCUUUGGCAAUGUAUGAAAUACAGUCUUUGGAUGGUUACAUUUUAUUAUGAUAUUGGAUUUAAGGGUAUUUAUUUAAUUUUUUCUUACUGACAAAACCAUUAAGAUUACCUUUAUUAGUCAGUAAAAGAAAAAUUCUUCAAAAGCUUUGU